Venustampulla echinocandica is the source of this 990-nucleotide messenger RNA. RefSeq lists its product as uncharacterized. Gene Ontology annotation, cellular component: mitochondrion; cytoplasm. The record is from RefSeq and is a predicted model, not a curated record. The transcript has 5 exons. NCBI's taxonomy places the organism in Eukaryota, Fungi, Ascomycota, Leotiomycetes, Helotiales, Pleuroascaceae. The coding region runs from base 1 to 990 and encodes 329 amino acids.
AUGGCGAACCCUCAGCCAAAAUCCAAUGUUGCACCAUUUACGCGUGCAGUCGUAGCUUCAAUGCGGAAGUUAUUUCCAGAACAACUGGCUGACAAGUCAUUUGAUAAUACCGGCUUGCUACUAGAAUCCCCGUUCCGCCCAGGCCAUCUCAAAAAAUCCGCCCUCAUUACCAUUGAUCUCACAACUGCCGUAGCAGAUGAAGCAAUUUCCCGGAGAGUUUCUAUUAUUAUUGCCUACCGUAAAACCCCCUUCCUUGCACGCUCAAAUGCAUAUUCUCAUCCACCUAAACCGAUAAAAUCUCUCACGCAAGGGGACACGCAGCAAAAAACACUAUUACGGCUUGCUCAGGAGGGCAUCAGUGUGUAUUGUCCCCAUACAGCCGUAGAUGCUGCACCGGGAGGUUUGAAUGAUUGGCUAGCAGAUAUCGUCGUUGGGGGAGAGGGGAAUAGCACCCGGUCGAUAAUAACACCUAUCAAAGACCCACCCCCAGGCUUUGAAUCAGCUGGCUACGGCCGCAUCGUCCGAUUCAACCAGCCUCAAAAACUCGGAAAUCUAGUGUCCGCCAUAACCUCUUCUCUUGCCCUAACCGGCGUCUCAGUCGCGACACCACAAACCGUCCCGGCGGGCGAAAAGUCACAGAUCUCCAUCUCAUCAAUCGGCAUCUGUGCUGGGUCCGGCGGCUCGAUGCUCAACAACCUAGAUGUUGACCUUCUAUUUACCGGGGAACUCAGUCACCAUGAAGCCCUAGCGGCGAUUGAGAAGGGCGUAUGUGUGGUUACUACUUUCCAUAGUAAUUCGGAGAGGGCGUAUUUCAGGAAGGUGAUGCAGCCGAGUCUUGUGAACGAGGUGACACAGGAGAUUUUUGAGAUGAAGGGACGCGGAGACUGGGAAGGGGAUGUGGAAGGCGAGGGCGAGGGCGAGAUGGUCAUUUUUGCUAGUGAUAUUGAUGCGGAUCCUUUCCAAAUUAUUUCGAGGGAGCAGAAGUGGUAA